Messenger RNA from Cicer arietinum (chickpea), 1278 nucleotides. RefSeq lists its product as uncharacterized. The record is from RefSeq and is a predicted model, not a curated record. Lineage: Eukaryota; Viridiplantae; Streptophyta; Magnoliopsida; Fabales; Fabaceae.
AAGUGUUCAUUCAUCACAUCACACUCAUUGCAUACAACACAACACAACACAACUCCAUUUCUCUAUCUGUUUUUUUCAUUUGCCAAGUGUACUCUUCCUAAACAAAACAUUUCAUGGACUUGCCGGAGAAACUCUUCAUUGCAGCAUGUCUCAUUCUUUCAAUGACCAUUGAUGGAACAAAUGCAGAUACUAUGGUCACUGGUACUGUCAUUUGUGACCAAUGCAAAGAUGGACACAGAUCCCUUUUCGAUUUUCCUGUUAAUGGUGCAAAAGUAACUCUGUCAUGUACGGACAGCAAUGGACAAACGACAAUGUCAAGAGAAGAAACAACAAAUUGGUUUGGAAGCUAUACAAUGAGGUUUGAUGGUGCACCAGACUUAGGUGGUUGUUAUGCUCGUGUAACAGGAAGUAAUGAACAAGGAUCAAUGAGUUGUGGUGAAGGUGCUGGUCCUGCACAAAAUCCUAGACUCAUGUUUAGGUUUUUUGAAAUGGAGAUGUAUGCUGUGGAUCCUCUCCUUGCGCAGCCUGCUGAACCAAUGCAAUAUUGUUCAACAUCUUCUAACCCAACUCCACCACCAAUAUUCACACCCCCAAUUAAUUCUCAUCCACCUCCACUUCCACCUCCACAUUUUAACUUACCCCCAAUGCCACCACUACCACCACUACCUCCACUACCACCAGUGAUUUUUGCUGAAGCUUCAGCAUGUCCAUCAGAAAUGUGGACAAUGCCGGAAUACGAAUGCUACUGGAGGGGAGUGAACAAAGACACUAAAGUAGCGGUAGCAUUUGGAAUCGUUGCAGCAAGGAGAUACGGAACAGACAUUACAUUGUGGUAUGGGAUGAAAGGGAGAGGAGAUCCUUAUAGGACUCUUUUGAGAGAAGGGAUCACUGCACUUCUUAAUUCUUAUAACAGUCUUCAAUUCACUUAUCAUCCACUUGGUGUAGUCGAACACAUGAAUUUGGCUUUGAUGGGUUCAACUAGGGAUGUUCUCAUUACUGCUUUACACUUCAUGAGGGCUAAUUCUGGUGCCGGAAAUGUUCCUUGCAAAUUCACUUCUUGCAAUUAAUAAUUCAGAUAGAGCCUUUUGUAAUAGCAUGUUUGGGAAUUGAUUAUUUUAGGGAAAUGAUUAUUUUUUUAAAGUUUACUCAGAAAGCUUUUGAUGAUUAUACCAUAAAAUAACCUAACCCAAACAUGCACAUUAUGAUGUUUAUUUAAGGAUAUUCUAUUGUAUAACUUUUUUUCAUUUUUAUAUAAAUGAAGUUUGGUAUUCUAUUGUA